Molecule: messenger RNA, 1074 nt
Organism: Paramecium primaurelia
Lineage: Eukaryota; Ciliophora; Oligohymenophorea; Peniculida; Parameciidae
Source: the annotation of a GenBank genome assembly
AUGUCUUUGACUUUUAUAAACUUGGAAGACAGUCCAGAUAAACCAAAACCAUUUGGUUUAGCUAGUGGAAUGAUAGAAGACUUUUUACAUAAUCCAUUGGAAAUGUUGAGAACUCUAAAAUGUGAUAAAAUAAGCGGCAGUUGGGAUUUGGAAAAAAUAAGAGAGAUUCUAAAUAAAAUAAAUGAUCUUGCCUUUUAAAAUAAUGUUAGUCAUGAUAUUAUAAAACCACGGAAAAUAUCUUUAGAAAAUUAGAAAUUAAUUGAUUAAGUUGAUGACUUUGAUAAACUAUAUAGUUCAUUUAGGCAUUCUUAAAAAUAUGAUAAUAAAUCUGAAAGGAUACAAAAAGUUAUUAAAGACUUCAAAAAUCGAGUGAUAUAUAGAUCAGUUAGACCUUCAUCAGUUUAACCUAAGACAAUAGAAUAACCUAAGAAAUGUAAAUUAAUGAGCAAGGAGUUUGAAUAAAAAUUAAAUAAUAUAAAUGAAAAAUAUGGUAUGAAAGGAAGUUAAAUGACAGUAAAAAGUAAAUAUAUGAAUCAUUAUUCAUUAAAUACAAACAAUUAAUAAACAAAUACAGAAUGUAUAAGACCUUAGACUACAACAUGUUCAGCAAGAAAAACGUAUUCAUUUCGUAGAGAAAAAACAUUUGAUUUGGAUUAGAAAUUUUAACAUAAUAUUAGAACAAGUAGAUUAAGAGCAUAAUCAGGUCAUUAAGUAUAGAAUUUUGAAUUAGAAAAAUAGAAUUAAUCAAUUAUUGCAAGGAUAAUGAAAAAAUCAGAGGUAAGAUUACAUUAAAAAGUAAAUUUAAAGAAAUAUGAUCUAGAAAAUCAUGAUAUCUAACCUACAUUCAUGUUGGAUGAUAGUGAUUCUUAAACUAAAAGAUUAAUGAGAUGUAUAGAUUUUAAUCCACUUAAUUCAAUUUAAUAAGAAUAUCGAAAUUUUAUGCCUAAUGAUGAAGAUUUCAUUGUGAAAUUAAGUUUUUAAUAAAUUCAAUCAAAAGAAAAGAGAUAAAAUAAAUAAAAAUAAAAAGUAUUUUAUGCCAAAGCAUAAAGCAAUUAUAUUUAAGAUCCAAUUUGA